UUAAACGCUAUUUAUAGACUAGGCCUGAAAAAUCGAAAGUAGGAUGAAAAUAGGCUAGAGGGCGCAACGACACACAUCAAGAAAACGAGGCUGACGGUUACAGCAGGCAGGAAAAUGGACGAUUUGCGUAAUCAACCAUUUAUCUUUCGUGCCACUUAUGAAGUGUGAGGGAGUGAUUGGGAAAACAGAUCCACAGCUAGAAAUUUAUUGGUGAUAUCAGAUUGUGUUUUAAAAUUUGCUUUGAUUUUUAUGGCCUUUUGUCUUUCUUUUUCAAAGUGCAUGAACUUUCGGAAUGAUCGGUCAAGAAGUUAGAAUCUAAAUGAUGAAUCGGAAAAUGUGGAGAUAGUUUGUUGUUCUAGGAUAGCCUAGCCUUGUUCAAGGCUCCGCCGAGCGAAACGAAAGUAGAUCUACGGUGCCGAUGGCUUCGGCUGGAACAGAGGGGACGCGCAAGUUCUCCACACGCCUUUUAGCAAAAAAGAAAAGGCGUUUGGUGGAAAAUAAACAGUCACUUGGGGACACUUCUGUUCAAAAUGAACAAUAUACAUGUGAACAAUUUCUCCACUCAAGUUGUCAUAAUCACAAUAAUAAUGGCAUACAUAUACAUGAUACUGAUACGGUCGGGAAAGAGUCUGCUUCAGUUUCGGCGGGUCUGCAACUUAAGUCCAAAGCAUUCUUGGAUUCUCUGCAGCUGAAGCCUGUACAAAAAUCUGAUGCUGAACAGGAUGGAAAAAUAAAGCCGGUUUCUAGUAAAAAUGAAUCUGAUGCCAAACAUGUUGAAAAGAUUUUAAAAAGAAAUGCAAGUUCACAACAUACUCAUAGCAAAAGAAAGAAACAAAAGCUUGGCGCCGGAGUUACGCUUGUUAAACUUAAAGCUAAAUCUGACUCUUCUGAGUCUUCGUGUCCCCAGUCUUCCAGUAGCUAUGGUGCCAAUCCCUCCAGUCUUCAGACUUCUAAAGAGGGAGUUGACAGCUUUUCUGAUCUUAACAAUCAAGCGAAACCUGAUACUGAUGAGCAGCCGAAACCGUCCAAAUUAAGUAAUUGUUCACUUUCACCCAACAAUAAUACGCCUCUCACAAUCACAGCAAAUGUUGGUUCUGGAAAUACUGAACCUGUUAAUGAAGAAGCAGUUGCUCAUACUGGUUCUAAAGGUACAACGUACAAAGUUAUUACAUUCAGAGAUGUAAACAAAACAAUCACUGUAACGUCUGAUGGAGAAGCUACAGAGGAUGUAACAGUAUCAUCAAGCAAGUUUUUUUCUGAAGUUGAUGCCAAUGCAUCAGGCCGUAAAAGACGAUAUGCAAAACUGAUGAAAAAGUUAGUUGAUGCAGAAAAAAGUCUCGACACCAACUUGAAGGCAGUAGUUCCUCUGUCUGAAGAUAAUGAGGACAAAAGUGAAGACUUUUGCGUUGACAAAAUGAAGAACAAAUUGUGCCUUCGAGAAAAAAAGAAGUAUGAAAGACUUAUCAAUUAUCAGCGUGAUCAGUCGAAAGAAGACCAAAAAAGUUUCAUGGAUAUUCUACCUGAGAAAGUGGAGCAGGUGAAAGCAAAUGUUGUUAGGCAACUUGUGUCAAGGUCAGAGGCUGUGAUAGAGAAUAAACGUCCCCGUGGAAGACCGAGGAAGGAUCCUCAGCAGAAAGUUCCAAAGAUUGAGGAAAAAAAAAAUGUCUUGACACAGCGUCAAAGGAAAAGGAAAAAUAAGGGUCAGCUGAAGCAGAAAGACAUUGCAGCUAACCGAGGAUUUCCUGUCAAGUUCCCCAAAAGCUUGUUACAAGAUCCUAAGUUAAAAAGCCUUCGUCAGAGCAGAGUUUAUGAAAAUGAAAGUGGAAAAUUCAGAUUGGGAAUUGUCGGAAAAGAUGGUGAACAAGAAUUUAUGGAAUUGUCUAGUGACACUCUUAAAGGUCUGUAUCCUCAGCGGUCAGCCCAAAAGUCAAAUGUGAUCGGUGAAGAGCAAAGGUGUAAAAAGUCUUCUGCCAGCACACAUCGUGCAGCUUCUGAAACAACACAAAACCUGGAUGGAGAGGAAAGAUCUGAAAAUGUUUCAACUUUGAAUCAAAAUUCUGUGAAGAGAGUGUACAGGACAGAAGAUGGAGAACCAAUUGUUCAACCUGAGAGAAUUACUGGUGCUCAAAGCAUGAAGGAAGAUUCCUGGUUGAAGUCUCGCCCGUUAACUAUCACUCUGCCGUCCAUCUCUGCCCUGGAAAAUGAAUAUGAGUUGGUCAGCCUGUCACCAUCUUCAAAUGCGGAAAAAUCUAGAGCGGGCAAUAUGAAGAUAGACCAGUUCUACAUUCCUCAGUCUACCUUCCUCAAAGAUGGCAAGACAAGCAUGAUCAUAGUGGGUCCGUUCCUGGUUGUGUCAGAGCCCAAACCACACCUUGCACUAGUCUGCUCUGAUAAUCAGCAGAAAGGACCUCCCAUGAUCCUGACCAAGAAAUUGUGUUCCCCUGGAAGUACACCUCCAAGAGAUUUCCGAUUGAAGAAAGAAUCAGCACGAGGGUACGACUCUAAAAUAGUGACAAAACAGCCAGCAGGGGUGAAGGGGGAUCCAGAGACAGCACUGAUAGACCAUGACUACUGCACACCUCCAGAGUUACGGGAUACUGUGAAAAAACACUGCAAAGGCGUGGCUCGACAGUAUGCAAAUGCAAAGUUUAUUGAUGUCAGGCUCGAGAACAUCACUGAGGAAGAGGGUCUGUCAUUGGUGACCAUAAGGGGUCACAAUGUUUUACAACAGGCCAAGAGCCAGGUGAAUGAAAUGCCUGCUCUUAUGCGCAACAAUGAGGAGGGCAUCCCUGUGGUGUAUAACCUGAGCCAAGUAAUGACACCAGCUCUGAAGGGUAUGGAAAUGAGGGCUGAAAGAGAAAGAAUGGUGCAGGAGUCCCGUCAGAGUGGGGAUUAUUCUCAGGUGUUCUACCCGUACAGUGCAAUGGGGGAUGUGGUGAUGGAGGUGCUCAUUCCUCCUGCAGGCAACGAGUUUGUGCCAAGGAACAGAUUGAAGAAAGCUAAAGAGUCGAAAGAAAUGUCUCAACAACACUCUUCAGCUGUUGCUGCAGAAGGUACAAAAAAUACUGGUGGUGAAGUGAGUGCGGGAAAUUUGAAUUUUGUCAACACCAGCAAUGUCAUCGAUUUGGACCUGGAGCGGUCGCCGGAACUGGGGGGCAGCCAGACUGACAAAAUGGGUAAUUAAGCUACUCAGUUGUUCCAUUACAUCUUGCACAU
Messenger RNA from Aplysia californica (California sea hare), 3216 nucleotides. RefSeq lists its product as uncharacterized. The transcript has 11 exons. NCBI's taxonomy places the organism in Eukaryota, Metazoa, Mollusca, Gastropoda, Aplysiida, Aplysiidae. The record is from RefSeq and is a predicted model, not a curated record. Bases 419 to 3184 code for a protein of 921 amino acids.